Molecule: messenger RNA, 4892 nt
Organism: Suricata suricatta (meerkat)
Lineage: Eukaryota; Metazoa; Chordata; Mammalia; Carnivora; Herpestidae
Gene: TMEM268
Product: transmembrane protein 268
Exons: 9
Coding region: 1262-2338 (358 amino acids)
Source: RefSeq, a predicted model, not a curated record
CAUGGGCUCAGGAGGUGAUCAGGGGAGGCUGGGAAGGGCUUCAGAGAUUGCCAAGUGACCCGGCAGACUUCCUUGCGCUGUUGUUGAUUUUCGGCAUCUGGGGCAUGCAAGAUAAAAGGAAGGAAGUAAGGGGUGGUGUCACAGCCUGGUUAGUGCUGCAGUAUUUGGGAAUGCCUGCUGUGGGCAGGCCUUGGAUGAGGGGCAGGGGAGGGAGGCAUCUCGGAUGCCAGCAGGGGUUGGCCGCGAAGCAUGCCUGGGAGACAGCCUGCCUAGACACACUCUCCCCUCCCCUCCUUUCGCUAGGUGCAUUAAAGAACAGGCUCAGAGAUGGCCAGACCUGAGUCCUGAGGCUCAGGGCCUAGGGAUUAUGGGCUUGGCUUCUGGAAUCAGAUGGCCUGGGUUCCCCUCUUGGCCCUACAGCUUCCAGCCCCUCCCCCUCCCCCGCGUCAUGGGCAGGUCUUUUUACGUCUUUGAGUUUUCUCUUUCUGAGGAAAGAGAUUUGCUUGGUGAGCAGGGUCCUGGAUGUCAUGUCUGUAUCUCUUUCUGGUAUCCCUGUGGCAGCUAUGCCAGGGAGGAUUUUCUGUACCCAUUUUACAGAUGAGGAUGGCAAGGCUCGGGGAAUUAAGUACCCUGCCACAGAGCGUGAGACUGGCUGAGCAGGGAUUCAAAUCCAGGCUCUUGGGUAUUCAAGUCAUUGCUUUGUCAUAACGUUUUGUUGCUUUGUGGUCUCAGAGCCCAGUACAGGGCAGGUGUGUGUUACUUGUUAGUGACCCCAAGUGAUCUUCUGGAGCUUCAAGUCCCUGCUGGCUUGAGGUGCCUGCAGUCUGCUCAGACACACGGGCCCCCGACUUGGAAAGCCCCCCUCCGCCAACCCGGUUUAAUGCUCUGCUUUCACCAUCUUGAAAUUCUUCGUCAUUUUUGAACAAGGGACCCCACAUUUUCAUUAGGCGCUGGACCCCACAAAUUAUGUAGCCAGUCCUUUUUAAAAGACUGAGAGAAACGGAGGGUGGUGAGGGUGUGGGAGUCAGCCUCCCUUCUUUAGGGGAUCUGAGCAUGGAGGUCAGCCCUCGGGCCAGGUUGGAAUUAGGCAGACGUGUGCCACCAACAGGGGACCUUGGUUUUCACCAGCGUCAGGGACUAUGGCAGCAAAAACCGAUUCUACGGGACGUUUCGCCAAGAUGGCAAGAGAAGCUGAGUUGGCCGCUCCAGAAUGAACCACAGCUCCAAGAAGGGGAAGUAGGAGCCCAGCUGGCUCUCUGCUAUGGCCUGUGAGCCUCAGAUGGGCCCCAGUGGGGCAGCCAGCCCGUUGCCCACCUCCUCCCCUGGCUGGAGUGCCUUGCCUGGAGGGAGUCCCCCGAGCUGGGGGAAAGCACUGCUCGUGCAGCCAGGUGAAACUUCUAGUCUGCUUCCAGAGCUCCGCAAUGGCCAGGUCCUCACGGUUCUCCGGAUCGACAACACCUGUGCGCCCGUCACCUUUGAUCUGGACGCCGCAGAAGAGCAGCUGCUGACCUGGGGCAUUCAGGUCCCCGCCGACCAGUACAGGAGCUUGGCCGAAAGCGCCCUCUUGGAGCCUCAAGUGAGGCGAUACAUCAUCUACAACUCGAGGCCCAUGCGGCUGGCCUUCGCGGUGGUGUUCUAUGUGGUGGUGUGGGCUAACAUCUACUCCACCAGCCAGAUGUUUGCCCUGGGGAACCACUGGGUAGGUGUGCUGCUCGUGACCCUGGCCGCCAUGAGCCUGACCCUGACCCUCGUGCUCAUCUUCGAGAGACACCAGAGGAAGGCCAACACCAACACGGACCUUAGGCUGGCAGCUGCCAAUGGGGCCCUCCUGAGGCACCGGGUGCUGCUGGGGGUGACGGACGCGGUGGAGGGCUGCCAGAGUGUGAUUCAGCUCUGGUUUGUCUACUUCGACCUGGAGAACUGUGUGCAGUUUUUGUCUGACCACCUUCAGGAGAUGAAGACUAGCCAAGAGUCCUUGCUGAGAAGCAGGUUGAGCCAGCUGUGUGUCGUCAUGGAAACCGGGGUGAGCCCUGAGACCACAGAGGGGCCUGAGGACCUGUUGGAGGAAGCUCCCCUCCUACCUGGUGAUCCUCAGCCCGGGGAGAGGCCGCCUCUGCAGACUGAGAUUCGGCAGCUCGUGCCUGAGGCUGAGCCAGAGGAGAUGGCCCAGCAGCUGUUGGCGGUAUUUGGUGGCUACUAUAUCCGGCUCCUGGUGACCUCGCAGCUCCCCCAGGCAGUGGGGACACGACACACCGAUUCUCCAAGGAUUCCAUGCCCCUGCCAGCUCAUAGAAGCCCAUAUCCUGAGUUCUGGGUGCUGCCCCUUCCUGGCCAGGUGACCUUGGGAGGAAGGUCCUCGAGAAGGCUCAGGAGCGCUAGGUGGCUGAAGGCGUGCCCCAGGUGAGGAGAGAAGCAUCUGGAGCACUCGGGAGACUGUCAAUCCUGGCAGAACAGGGGCAUCGUGCUCGCGCCAGGACUCUGCACGGAAAUGCCCGUCCACAUCCCAUGCUGACUCCUGGUCUUUCCAGAAGCUGAUAGUUGCCAAGCUGGUCCCGCUCCGAGCUAGUCUCUGUGCUGCUUAGAACCAUGGGCGUGGAUGGAAGGCCACUCCCCCAUGCCUUUCGUUGUCUGGAGAGCCCAGAAAAUGUGAAGACACCCCUGCUGGGCCAGCCAUGAGUCCAAGGCUCGGUCUCAGGGGAUGGCCCAUCCUCAGCCCCUUCAUGUCAGAAGGGAAAACUGAGCCUUAGAGAGGAUUCUGCUCUUUGUAGCAUUGUGUUGGGCUUCUAGAAUCCCUAAUCUGCAGGAAAGAAGUAAAUUCUCAGAACGAUUUCCGUUUGUAAGUUUCUCGUGCCCGUUUGUAAGUUUCUCGUAUGACCAACAGUGGCCCCGUGCUGUCUGCCGGCAGAGACACUUCUAGGAGGCAGAAUAAUGAAACCAGUGGGACGUAACUGAUAACGGGACUCUUUGGGAAAGAUUGAUUCUGUCUGAUUUGAGGAUGUAUUUUGUUUAAAAAGCAUGCAUGCCUAUGUUUGUGGUUUUAUAUUCCAUACCGAAAGCUGCAGUCCUGUUUUCUGUCGCUGAUCUGUCACUCAUGGUGUUCCAUGAAGAGGUUAGGGUUCUCUGCUCCUGAGCAAGUUUGAAAACCAAUUGUUCCAGAGCCCAAAUCCAAAAGACCUGGCCUGGCAUUUAAAGGCUCUGCAGCCUCCAGGACCCAGCCCUCCACCCCGUGAUUUUGGCUUCAUCUCCCACAAAACUUCUCCAUAAGUUGAGACUCUUUCCUGGACUAAUGUACCUACUUUGUCGCAUCCUUCGAACUCCUAUGCAUGCUUCAAAGCCCAGAUUUCUUACCUCUUCUGCAGGAAGCCCUUCAACAUACAACAUGCCCGGCUUCUCUCCCUCCUUUAAAUUUUUAAUGUAGCUGCUGCCUUUAUUGAUGUUUGACAUUAUCAGUUCUGUUUUCCUGUGCACAUGUGUAUUUUUCUAGCUAGACUCCAUUUCUGAAGGACAGAAUUCUCAUUUUAUCAUUUUUGUGCAUGACCUAUGGGGAAAAAGCCCAACCCAGUGGAUUGAGGGCUUUGUCGUGUCAAUGGGAGCCUCUUUGCACAUUGCUCUCUCUACUCAGUUGAAUGAUGAGGCCGGCCCAGCCCUGGGUUCUGGUUCUGCUGCUGACAUUUCUAGCUGUGUGACUGUUGGCCAGUCCUCGUUUACUCAUCUUUAUAUACAUGAAUAUAAAAUGGUAGGUUGGAUGAUUCUUAGCUGCCCUUCCAAAGUGGUAGUUCUGGCUUUUUCUGUUCCAGUCUAGCCCUGGGCCUCGUAUGCCUUUAUCCACAUACAGAAGGGUCCUCCAGCCUUACGUGACUGAGGUGUCCAAGACCUGCUGGGCCUUCGCACAGAACACGGGCCUAGUUAGCAGGAGACCUGGAGUCUCAUCCUUAGAAGCAUGAUCUUGACCGGGUCACUUAACCUCUCUUGGGUGUCUGUUUACUCCUCUAUCCAUGGAUCUGGUGAACACGAAAUGGAACCCAGUGGGUGACUUGAUGUGUAAGAGGUCAGUCUGACUGUUUGCUGUCUCUGGGCCCAGAGAAGAUGAGUCGUGUACGCAGACCCACCCUGGGAAGUGGCUGCCUUAGGCAUCUCUCUUUGGCCAGCUCUGAGGGCAGCUCCACGCAACCAAAGGAACUCACGAAGCAAUCGCUGUUUCCCUCACCUGCCGCAGACAAAUGCGGGCUGUGAAUGCUCUCUGUAGAAGCCCGUGUUUAUCAUGCAGCCAUAAACCCUGGGAAGUAUAGCAACAGAAUAAAAAUGUCUGUGUUAAAUGACCAAACAGCAGACUUUCCAUCCUUAAGGCUUACGUACAGAACCUCCUCGCGGUGUUCUUUCCUGCCUUUUCCUCUCUCCAGUUUCUGGUGGUCUCCCCUGGUGGGCAGAGCAUUCAGGUGUGCCCCCCUCUGCCCCCUGCACUUUCUUUGCCUUCACCACUGACUCUCCUCCUCUAGAAAAUUCUGCAAUCUCUGUCUUGCCAGCAUCACAGGGUAGUGCGAAGAGCAGGUCCCAUGCAUGGACAGGCACUCUGCUUUAAGGCUCUAUGUUGAGGACGGGCUCGGAGACGGUGCAGGUGGUGUCGUGUGGCGAAGUGGGAGCGGAGAGAGUGGCCCAGAGCUUGGAUUCCAGAGGCCUCCCAUCCAGGUUCCGCUCCUCCCAAUGGCCCUCGGAACGGAGGGUCCUUCCCACCCUCGGAGUCACUCCUCAUGUGCGGAAUGAGGAUUUAGCAUAGCUACGUGUCCGUCGCAGGUAUGGUGAAGACGAGAAAGUAUAAACAAUGUAAAGAACUUGCAACUUUUGUUGUAAGCUUGAGUCGGAGCACAAUAAAUUGUUGCUAUUUUUUUCUUUUGA